AUGUCACUCUACAGGGUUUUUCUUGCAGACCUGCUGAGCAGGAGACAGAAGGAGAUGAUUUCCAAGGGCACUGGCUGUGACUAUCAGACUCGUUCCAUUAAAUGCCCAGAGAGGGACUUUUACCGGACCAUCACUGGGGAGUGCAACAACAGAAAUCACUCCCACCUGGGGUCCUCCAACCGCGCCUUCGUGCGCUGGCUCCCAGCCGUGUACGAAGAUGGAGUGUCUGUUCCCAGAGGAGCAAGUGAAGGAAAGCGCUACAAUGGAUUCCCACUCCCGCUGGUUCGAAAAGUAUCCAAUGAGAUUGCUCACACGGCUAACGAGAACAUCACUGCAGACCGGCAGCUCUCGCUGGUCUUCAUGCAAUGGGGCCAGUGGGUCAACCACGACAUAGACUUGGCCCCUGCCAGUGGGGAAGGAGCCAGCCUGGAGCUCCAGUGCCACACCAGCUGUGCCUUCAAGCCCCCCUGCUUCCCCAUUAAGUUCCCCCCUGAUGACCCGCGGGCACUGAGCCCUGACACCUGCAUGCCGUUCGUGCAGUCGGCCUCCGCGUGCAGCCCCGGCGCGUUCCGGCGGGAGCAGCUCAACGCUGCCACGUCCUUCAUCGACGCCAGCACCGUCUACGGCAGCGACGACGCCCUGGCCAGGAGCCUGAGGAACCUCAGCAGCCAGCUGGGCCUCAUGGCCGUGAACCAGCUCUUCUGGGACGCGGGGCUGGAGCUGCUGCCCUUCGAGAACACGACGCACAGCGUUUGUGCGCUCACCAACAGGAGCGCCAACAUCCCCUGCUUUAAAGCAGGUGACAAACGGGUGACAGAAAACCUGGGACUCUCUGCAAUGCACACUCUCUUUGUCCGAGAGCACAAUCACCUGGCUAGGGAGCUGAGGAAAUUAAAUCCUCACUGGGAUGGGGAAAAGCUUUACCAGGAGAGUCGAAAGAUUGUGAUUGCCAUAAACCAGAUCAUAACAUACAGAGAUUACCUCCCACUCCUGCUGGCUGAGGAGACCAGCAGGUGGAUCCCUUUGUACAGUGGUUACAAUGAAAAGGUGGAUCCGAGGGCCUCAAAUGUUUUCUCCCUGGCUUUCCGAUUCGGCCACACGUCUGUGCAGCCUUUUGUGUCUCGUUUGAAUGAGAGCUUUCAGCCUUUGUGCUCCUCCUCCCACGUCCCUCUGCAUUUGACCUUCUGUGCUCCAUGGAGAAUUGUAAUGGAAGGAGGCAUCGACCCCCUGAUCCGAGGCAUGGUUGUGGACCAUGCAAAACUGAUGAAACAGAACCAGCUGCUCAUUGAGGAGCUCCAGGACCACCUCUUUGAACAGACAGAGGUGAUGGGUCUGGAUCUAGGAGCCAUGAACAUGCAACGGGGGAGAGACCAUGGCCUUCCAGGUUACAAUGCCUGGAGGGGCUUCUGUGGGCUAUCCCAACCCCAAACUGUAGAAGAACUAUCUGAGGUACUGGGCAAUCCCAAACUGGCCAAGAAGUUCAUGAAUGUGUAUGGGACACCGCACAAUAUUGACCUGUGGAUUGGGGCAGUUGCAGAGCCCGUGGUUCCCCAGGGCAGAGUGGGGCCCCUCCUGUCCUGCAUUAUUGGCACCCAGUUCAGGAACCUGCGAGAUGGGGACAGAUUCUGGUGGGAAAACCCAGGAGUUUUCACUCCACAACAGUUGCAAGCAUUGAGAAAAAUCUCAGUGUCAAGGGUGAUCUGUGACAAUACUCAUAUCAAAAAGAUACCCAGGGAUGUGUUCAAGAUCAACACUUAUCCUGAGGACUUCACUGAUUGCCAAGAGAUUGAUGUGCUCGACCUCUCAUCCUGGAAAGAUGAGCCUGAGAGUGCCACAAAAGUUUCUAAUCCUACUCAUCAGACCAGCGUUGGAAACCCCUGA
Molecule: messenger RNA, 1881 nt
Organism: Melozone crissalis (California towhee)
Lineage: Eukaryota; Metazoa; Chordata; Aves; Passeriformes; Passerellidae
Product: myeloperoxidase-like
Exons: 10
Coding region: 1-1881 (626 amino acids)
Biological process (GO): response to oxidative stress
Molecular function (GO): heme binding; peroxidase activity
Source: RefSeq, a predicted model, not a curated record